CUAAAUAACCAGCUAGCCUUAGCCAGCCUAGCUAGCUAGUCUAACCUUUUGUUGAUAUGAUUCAUAAGAGAUUGCGCACAAGGUAAACUAAGAUUGCUAACGUUUGUUAUCAUCAGUGAAUCAUUAAUGAAUGCGCAUACUUUAACUUGGCCCAUACAUGUUUAUAAAGCACGGCCAUACAAUCUAAUCAAUGUGGUAGUUUUUAUUAUUAGCCUAUUCCUCCUCGCCGUUCCCACAAUCCUCUUGCGGAAAUUAGGUGGCCAUGUUGUAAGAUGGCGCUGGCGUAGCUAACGUUAGCCUGUUCAAUCAUUUGCGGCCCACAUAGACAUUAAGCCAAAAGCGAGCGGCCUAGGGUCUUUCGCUGUGUUUUCUGUAACAGAUGGGUGCAACAGAGACCGUUCGCAUUUAUUCUUCCAGUAUAAUACAGGCGAAGUAACCCUGAACAGUUAGCUUUUGAGUUGUUGGCCACGUCUUGACUUCGUGGGAUGGAUGCAUGCAGGUAUGGCCCUCAACUGAUGUGAAAGGUGCUGGACAUGGCAGAAGGGAUUGAUGUCGGCGAGAUGCCCUCUUUCCAGCUGGUUCCCAGUUCUGAAGCAAAAAAGAGGCCGAUUUCAUCUGAUGGCAGGGAAGAGCCUAUGAGGAAGAUGCCUGUGUCCAAGUUUGGUCCUCGACCCCGGUUCGAGCCUGUGCACUUUGUCAGCAGUGGCACUACUGGCAGCAGUGGCACGGACGAGAAGGAGAACGAAAAGGAGCGCCGGAGGGGCGAGAUGAACAGCGUGCGACAGAGGGACUUUGAGAGCCUGUCGUCUUACGGCGGCAGGUCGUCGUACGCCUCCCCCGGCUCGUCCUCUUUUUCCCAGAGCGCCACGCCGUACUCGUCCGACUCGUGGGCCCGCCGGAGGGACCGGGACCGUGACCGCGAAGUGGCCGCCAGCACCUCUAGCGGCCUGGGUUUCGGGAGUCGAGGGUGCUCCUCGAACUUCAUGGCGAGGACGCAGCAGGACUACUCGGCCCGAUACGAGGCGCACGGCGCCCGGCAGUCGGACUCCUCUUUUCAGGCUCGUAGGUUUGAGGACUUUCGGGGAGGCAGCCGCUCCGGAGGCAGCUGGGACUCGGGCCGUCAGGGCUUGGGCUUCGGGCACCAGGACAGGCCCUCUUCCAGCAGGGCUUUUAGCAGGGUCUACAGCAGCCCUGGGGACAGCAGCCCAACCUCCCAGUCGGGAUCUGGCUCCUCCCAGUCUGCCCCCGUCUCCUAUGCUACGCUGGACGAGAAGCAUAGGCUGAUCGCCAGGGUAGCGGCAGCCAUGGCCGUCACUUUCAAAGACCCUACGUCCAUGAGCGGCCCCGACACGCCAAACUACAACUUCAUAUUGAGCCGCAGUAUCCAGGCCUGCAAAACCAACCCGGAGUACAUCUACGUCAACCUGAAGGACAUCCCGCCUUCGGACCUGCCCAAGAACAGGAAGGUGCCCUCCGAUGGCUAUGCCUGUGAGCUUAGGUGCCAGUGUGUGUACCUGUCCACCGGGUACUCUGGCAGUAAGAAUGGGGCCCGGGACCGGGCAUCUGAGCAGGCUGUCAAGCUCUUCUUGAAGCCCGUGGAGGUGCGGAUCGUGCAGCGCAAGUACCGGCAUUCCUACGUCAACGACAUGGUGGUGUGCCAGAUGCACUCCCCGACCCCGGCCUUCCUGCCGGCGCUACGCAACCCCGAGGACAAGCCGCCGCCCAGCUCCAAGGGCCAGUACGAGCACGACCGCCGCAAGCACUGGACCGAGUUCGUCAUCGUGGACAACGCCCACGACGCCAUCUGCAUCCUCAACAACUCUGCCGCCUUCAAUCGGAUGAAGAUCGACUACCGGUUCGACCACGUCCCCAACACCAGCGUCUGGCAGUGCAGCGUGUACUUGCAGGACGAGCUGGUGGCCCAGGCGACCGGGAACAAAAAGACCUCCAAGCACGCGGCUGCGGAGGAGGCCCUGAGGAAGCUUCGCCUCAACCAGGCAGCCAAGCAGCACGAGCAGCAGCAGCAGUUCUCCAGGGGGAACCACCACCACUCGGAGCCCUCGGCCGGCCGCUUUGGGGGCGGCCACCCCUUCGGCAGGAAGAAGCACCUCAGCGAGCUGGUCAUCCUGGAGAACUCCGACAACGCCAUUUGCAUCAUCAACGACACGGCGCAGUUCAACAAGGUGUCCGCCGACUACAAGUUCAUGGUGUUGCCGGACCACCGCUGGAGGUGCGAGGUGUACCUGGAGGGCCAGUACGUGGCGGCCGGCAUCGGACCCAAGAAGACCGUGAAGCACAUCGCCGCGGAGGAGGCCCUGGCCACGCUCAGGCAGACGCAGGCCGUGGUGAAGUCCAAUCUGAGGAAGGAGGGCAACGUCGACGCCAUCUCCCGGAACCAGAUCCUGGCCCGCUCUGGGGAGGAAGCCACCCGGCAGGAGAUUAAGGAGGACAACAUCGGGAACCAGCUGCUGCGCAAGAUGGGCUGGAAGGGAGGCGGGCUGGGCCGGGAGGGCGAGGGCAUCGCCGAGCCCAUCAAGGUCAAAGAGCAGUUCUCCCGGGAGGGGCUGGGCCUGGACGCGGACAAGCCCGGGAACCAGCUCAGCAAGCGCGACAUCGAGGAGAUCAUCCGCAACUACGCCAGCUCGGACCGGCAGGACGACCUGCGCUUCUCCACGGAGCUCAACAACGACGAGCGCAAGCAGAUCCACCAGAUAUCCCAGAAGUACGGCCUGCGCAGCAAGUCCUACGGGCAGGGCCGGCAGCGCUUCCUCAUCGUCAGUCGCAAGGUCCACAAGGACCAGCUCAUUGGCCAGCUCCUGCAGGAGGGGCAGGUGGGCCGGUAUGAAUUGGUGAAACCUCAGGCCUCGCACUGAUGCCAGGACCUGUGCAGGGAACUCUGCAGUACUCCAUUGUUGUGGGGAAAUAAAUGCACUUCAUAAAGUUCCUCUGUUUAGUUCUUUUGGGCUUGCUGCCUCCACCCCACCCCCCUCCUCCAAUGUUCAAUACAUAUUUCAAAUUGGCAGUUUUGUCUUUUUUUUUUCUCCCCCCCCCGGAAACAUUCACUUUGCACUGUGUUCCUAAUCCUUUCAGCGAGUGAAGACUUAAUGCGUGUCAUGAUUAAGAAGAACUUACUGGACUUCAAAGUUUGCAUUUGUUCUAUGGGAUUUCUCCACCCCUCUACUUCUCUUAAAUGUCAUUCCACAGUUCCUUUCAGUGUAACCUACUGUAGCUCACACCCUUUGCUCAUGUAUUUAGAUUAACUUAAGCACCGUGUACUGUAUUGUACAUAAACUACCUUUGUGAUUUCCCCCUGAAUCAAAUACUGGCGUUAAGAUGCAUACUACAAAGGGAGCCAUGAAAAAAACAAAGCAUUUGCAACAUUUGACCUCGAAGCAUUACAUAAGUGUCAUUUAGGUUGGAUGUCAUACAAGUAUGGUAUACUCGGAUUGUAGUAAAUCCUUUUUUCCGAUGCCCUCAAUAUUGUAUUAAAGUGCAUUGCCCAUGAUCAGCAACUUACAUUAUGGAAAGCCUUGCAAAGAUUCAGACACUUUUUGGACCUAAACUGUUUGUUUAAAGUAAAAUGAUUUCACUAUUCAAAGUGAAAUAUCAGGUCAAGUCUUUGCUUAUUUUAGGAACACUGAUGUUGCUGCAAAAAAAAAAUCUCAAAUUUAUUUGGGUGAUGGUGAAGGUUUAAAGGGAUCCAAGCUGUGUUUCAGUUGGCAGUUUGGAUUUCCUUGACCAGGUAAAUGCAGACUUUACUGCCCUGCAGUAAUUUCUUCUUGACAUGUUGCAUAACGUUUGUGGAUACAGCUGACUAGUCUGCCUGUUUUUACAGCUGUAAUGACCAGGAAUAACAAAUAAAUUAAAUCUGAAAGGAAUCUUCCCAUUUAAUUUUACAUCUGUCUGGAGUUUUCAGACAUUUCGAUUUCUACAGAGACUUGAACGGUCGUUAUUCUGUGAUUUAGUGUUGUCCUCUUUGGUCUUCUUGGUAGACAGGCUAUUGGGUUGUGAAAUAUGAUAAAAACACCCCUAAGAAACGGGGAGAGGUGUGAAAGAAAAGAGAGGACAAGUUUGAUAUUGUCACCUAGUAAACUACAGUUGGCUACACAAUUA
Messenger RNA from Conger conger (European conger), 4113 nucleotides. RefSeq names its product NFKB repressing factor (gene nkrf). The transcript has 3 exons. The coding region runs from base 534 to 2873 and encodes 779 amino acids. Lineage: Eukaryota; Metazoa; Chordata; Actinopteri; Anguilliformes; Congridae. Gene Ontology annotation, molecular function: nucleic acid binding. Gene Ontology annotation, cellular component: nucleoplasm; nucleolus. The record is from RefSeq and is a predicted model, not a curated record.